AGAUACCAUAAUAGGUACCGGAAAUCAAGGAGGGGUGUUUCGUAAAUUCCCAAGUAACGACUACACUUCGCGUAUUGAUUCCUUGACGGUCGUUAUUGACUCUGUGACGGUAACGGUGACGCCGCGGCGGCUGUCAAAUCUCUUUUUUCUCUCCAGAAUCUUUUUGUGGCCUCUGAGAGACCCUCUGGGACGAAACGCCAGAAAACUCCCAAAGUAUCGUUCUUCCUCCUCUCUUUGCAACAUCGAUACAGAAGAUUUAUGGAUAACAGGUGCAAAUCACUGCAGCACUGUUCCGUCGCAAUUUUUUUCCACCGACAAGUGUUUGACUUUGUGGUUCCGUCGCUUUUUCAACCCUUCGAUAGAUUCAUUCCUUGGCUACGCUUUCUGAGUCACAGAUAACAUUAAAGCAACUUUCUUUCUCCUGAAUUUUUCUUCUGAAAAGAUAAAUAAGUGCUUACAGUUAUUGACUUCGACCUUUUGCAAGCAAGAUCUUGACAUCGUGGCUUUCUGAGUUCUAAAUCUGCAUAAUUAUUCUGACAGAGAUAUUGCAAAGUGACUUGAGUUCCAAUUAUGCUGUAAAACCAAGGUGACUGCUUCAGCCCAAUCUUCCGUUAAGAAGAUGUCGUGGGCUAAGGGUCAAUCCGCUGGUUGGACAGCUUUUGAUCUCAAGCAGAGAAAGAACAUCAAUUUUGAAUCUGAAGUUGAUAAAGAUCAUUUCCCAGCUAUAGGCACUUCUGAAUCUACAGUCAAGAAGAACCAUCUUCCUGCAAAGCCUUUCUCUUCAGUACUUCUGCCGACUAAACAUUUCCCACCGUUGAAAGAGGGUUUGAAUAACAAAAAGGCAGUAUUGGGUUCUGAUUCUGAUGAAAAAUAUUGUGAAGGCCCUGCUCAGGAAGAUGUUAAUUUAGCUAUCAAAAAGCUUAGAGAGCAGAAUCUUUGGGCUGAACAUAGCUUGAUAGAGGAUAUAUUGGCUGCUGUUAAUAACAAUGUUGAUAAGGCCUCAGCUUUAUUGGAAACAAUGGCCUCUGCAGUUAAUUUUGAAGACUACAAAGUAUCAUCUGCUGUGAUAACUACGACAGAUGAUACCCCAUAUAAGAAUAAAACUAAUGAAAGUCUUACUUUGGGAAAGGUCAAGGAUGAUAUUCCCUUUGAUAAUCACCAAGACAAUGAUAAAGUCUUGGAGAAUAGAAAUGUUUCCCCGAUUCAAAACCUCUUGAAUUCUGUUCCUGUAGAGCCUGAAUGGGAGGAUGAUGAUAUUUACAUUAGCAAUCGAAAGGAUGCAUUAAAGACAAUGAGGUCAGCAUCGCGACAUUCUAGGGCAGCUUCUUUUGCUUUUUUAAGAGGUGAUCAUUUGUCAGCUCAACAUCAUUCAAUGAAAGCUCGAGUGGAAUGGCAUACUGCUGAAGAGCUUAAUUCUGAUGCAGCCAGAAAAAUUUUAAGUAUCAGGAAUAAUGAAAAUGAUAUCUGGAGACUUGAUUUGCAUGGUCUUCAUGCAACUGAAGCUAUUCAAGCAUUGCAAGAACAUCUCUACAAAAUUGAAAGCCAAGGCUUCUUAAAGAGUUCAUCCAAUGGAGUGAAACAAAACGGGCUUGGACAAUCUACUCUUAUCAACAGUGCAAAAUUGGACAUCCAAGCACCAUUACGACUUAGACCAUUGGCAUUACAUGUCAUAACAGGCGUUGGUAAUCACAGUCGGGGACAGGCCUCCCUUCCUACAGCUGUUAGAAGUUUCCUCAAUGAAAACAGAAGAGGUAUCUCUAUUGAGCCAUUCUGUGAUCCUCCAAACUGCACUUCAAAUCUUAUGGAAAACUUUGGAGCUACACAAAGAACACCCUCCACCACCACGACACCUUCAUCAUCCACCUUAGACACUUAUGAAUCAAAGGGGCAUCACGAAAAGUUAUACACUGAUUUCAAAAUUUACUGGCCCUUCAACAUGCCCUUGACUUCAGAAGCUGCAGCACUUCGUGUCAUCAGAAACUUGGAGAACCUUGGCUUAUACUACACACUCUUUGUGUGGAUCAUUCUCUUCAUUGUCCUCAUUCCUCAUCGUAAGAUCUCAUUGAUUUUGCUGGUCAUCAUGACUUAUGUGACAGUCCUUUACUGUUUACUUCUAAGGGCAUACCCCAAAUCUGUUUUCCUUCACAGAAGCAUUGAUAAAAGGUUUGUCUUGGCUUUACUAGUGUUUGCAGCAAUAGUGCAGCUGAUUUUGACUGAGGCUGGGAUUCAUCUUGCAGUGACUUUGGCUUGUGCUGUGCCUUUGGUUUUGGUGCAUGCAGUUUUGUGGGUUAGUCACCAUGCCUUUGAGAUUGAGGAUGAUUCUUGUACCAGAGAAUUUGCUUCUGUUGCUAGUCAUAAUAGAUGUACGUGUGGAGCUAAGGGCAUAGAGAAUGUUUAAAGUUUGAUUAAUUGUGUACAUAUGGUUUUAAAUUGCCAUUGCAAGGUGGUAGGUAGCUGCGGAUUCUUGCAAAUUAAAGGAAAA
Vigna radiata var. radiata (mung bean) is the source of this 2482-nucleotide messenger RNA. RefSeq lists its product as uncharacterized. Bases 620 to 2398 code for a protein of 592 amino acids. The transcript is spliced from 5 exons. Lineage: Eukaryota; Viridiplantae; Streptophyta; Magnoliopsida; Fabales; Fabaceae. The record is from RefSeq and is a predicted model, not a curated record.